GUGGUGGCCGGGCCGCCGAUGUGCCUCGGGCGGGCUGGAAAGAGGGAGCGGUAGCCGAAGAAGGCGACGGCAACAGGAUCGGCGGCCGCGCGGGCGCAUCUUCCGCGUCCCAGGCCUCAUUUGUUUCCUGGCUGGGAUUCAAGCACAAGGAGGAAACAAGCUGGAUAAGCAUCGUCUGGAUGUGACAAUUGUGCGCUGGUUCUUAAAUGCAUCAGAAAGGUGACCCUUUGGGGAGUCCUGGCGAGGCCUCAGCAUGUACUGGUGUGUGGGAACAGAAGACUCUCUGGAGGACAGUAAAAGCAAUAUGGCGGCACCCGAAGAUCCGGCAGACAUGGGCAGCCGGCAGUCCUCAGCGGGCGAUCUCUCCAUCAGCCAGUCUCCUACAACCGACACAGUUCAGGGUGCAUACAGGAGCGGAGAAUUUCCAAAAGCCCGAGAGCUGAUUAAGACAGCCUGUCAAGAUAACAUCUCCCAAGUAGAAAAGGGCCAUCUCCUAAGUCUUUCUGCUGCCUACGGGGAUCUGGCGACGGUGAAGUACUUGUUGAAAGAAGUCUGUGUGUUGGUGCCCCUCGAACCCAACGAUGACAACCCAGCUGUCGUGGCAGCAUAUUUUGGCCACAAGGAUGUGGCCCAAGAGCUUCUGGAUUGUGUCCUUGGUCCUUCAAAUUCGGUGCGCCUUCUGAACUGGAUGCUCGCUGUUGCCUGCCAGCAAGGUCACCUCGAGAUGGUCAAGCUGCUGGUCCUGACGUACAAAGCAGACCUGGACAGCUGUGCUGUGAGAAACAAUGAGUUCCCUGCUCUUAUCCGAUUGCCACUCUAUGCAGCGAUUAAAGCAGGACACGAGGAAGUCGCUGCUUUCUUGCUUGCAAACGGCUCCUCUUUCUGUUCCUACAUUUUGAUGGACUGCCCUGCCGCCAGCAAGCAACUUCUUCGCAAAUAUUUUGUCGAAGCAGCUGCCUUACCCAGAAGCGCCCCGGGAAACACGGUUCUUCUUGUGAAUUGGUCAAACCUCAGGCUUCCUUGGGUGGAUCUCGAUUGGCUGAUAGAUAUUUCUCACCGGAUCACCGAGCUUGACCUCUCAGCCAAUUGCUUGACCUCUCUCCCUUCUGUUAUCCCGUGGGGUUUGAUAAGCCUCCAGAAACUGAACCUCAGUGAGAACCAGUUAAAUGAACUGCCUGACAUUCCUUCUUCAGAUGGCAUUCUCUGCACAAAAUUGCUUGAGAUUGAUGUCUCCGGCAACAAAUUCCUUAGCCUUCCUUAUGGAUUCUUGCACCUCACCAAGCUUCAGAGGCUUCUGGCUGCCAAAAAUUACUUGGAAAAGUUAUUUGACGAGGAGAAUGCUGUCAACUGGAUUGGCUUAAGGAAGCUACAGGAACUGGAUGUCUCUGAGAACCAGCUGCCGGAAGUCUCCACGCACUUUUUCCAUUGUCUGAAGUCGCUUAACAUCCUUAAUGUGUCCAAGAAUAAGUUGAAGGUGUUCCCUCAGCCGUGGGCCUGUCCCUUGAAAUACUGCAAAGCAGCUAGAAAUAUGUUGGAAUCUCUGCCUGACACUUUGGCAGUGUUUUGGAAAAAUCACCUCAAGGAAGUGGACUUUUCUGAAAACUGCUUGAAGGAAGUUCCCCCUGGUCUCUUCCAGCUUGAAGCUUUGGUGGCCCUUAAACUCUCGGGAAACCAGAUAGCCACGUUACCGUCGCAAGAGAAAUGGAGCUGCAGACAACUGAAGUCUUUGGAUCUCUCCAAGAACCUGCUUGGAAAAGUCGACGAAGGAGCCAAAACGAAGCGGAUCUCGUUUUUCACCACAAGGAGCAGAGGACAGACCGGUGGGGAAACAGGUUCCACUUUGGAGUUCCCUGAAUACUUGAGCGAGUCUCUCGAGGUUCUGUAUCUGAACGACAACCAGUUGGACGCCAUCCCCCGGUCGGUCUGUCUUCUCAAAGGAUUAACAGAGCUUUACUUAGGAAACAACACCGGUAUUCAUGAGCUUCCUCCCGAACUCGGACAACUGUCUAAUCUUUGGCAGCUGGACAUUGAGGAGCUAAAUAUUGGCAGCCUUCCCGCCGAGAUCAGAAAAGAGGGCCCCAAGACCAUUUUAGCUUACUUGCGCGCCCAGCUGCGCAAGGCGGAAAAAUGCAACCUCAUGAAAAUGAUUGUGGUGGGCCCGCCACGGCAGGGCAAAUCCACGCUGAUCGAGGUCCUGCAGAUAGGAAAAGCUUCCCUCUCGGGACCCAACGACGCCACCAUCCGGACCACCAAGUGGGAGCUUCCAAAAUUGGCUGGAUUCAAAUCAAAGAUGGAUUCAGUAGAAUUUAACGUCUGGGAUAUUGGAGGCCCCGCCAGCAUGUCGACAGUCAACCAGUGUUUCUUCACAGAUAAAGCAUUGUACGUUGUUGUCUGGAACUUGGCACUGGGCGAAGAAGCUGUUGCUAAUCUUCAGUUUUGGUUGCUGAAUAUUGAGGCCAAAGCACCAAAUUCUGUCGUCCUGGUGGUUGGGACCCACCUUGACUUGAUCGACACCAAGUUCCGUACCGAGAGGAUUGCCACCUUGAGAGCCUACGUCCUAGCCAUCUGUCGCUCUCCUUCAGGUUCAAGAGCCACUGGCUUCCCAGAUAUCACCAUGAAACAUUUGCACGAACUCUCGUGUAAAACCCUAGAAGGUUUGGACGGGCUGCGGCAGCUGAUUUACCAUGUCGCUUCUAAUGUGAAAGAUGCAGGAAGUUCCAUUGGCCCCCAGAGGCUUGUUGGGAGAUUGAUACCAAGAAGUUACUUGAGCCUCCAAGCCUCCAUCAUAGCUGAGCAACAGAGAAGAAGCCAGAUUGACGACGUCCAGUAUCUGACAGACAGCGAGAUAGAGCAGAUCAUAGAGAGAACUCCAGGCAAUGACAUCAAGGACUACGAAGACCUGCAGUCUGCCAUCAGUUUCCUGAUAGAGACCGGCACUCUGCUGCACUUCCCAGAUACAAGCCACGGCCUAAGAAACCUCUACUUCCUCGACCCCGUUUGGUUGUCGGAGUGUCUGCAGAGAAUCUUCAACAUCAAAAGCUCAAAGUCGGUGGCGAAGAACGGCGUGAUCAAGGCUGAGGACCUCCGGAUGCUGCUGGUUGGGACAGGGUUCACCCAGCAGACAGAGGAACAAUAUUUCCAAUUCCUUGCCAAGUUUGAAAUAGCUUUGCCGGUGGCCAACAACAGCUACCUUCUGCCCCAUUUGCUUCCCGCCAAGCCAGCUCUUGACAUCCAUGACUUACGCCACCAGACGACAAACACCAUCCAGAGGGUAUUCAAGAUGAGCUUCGUCCCCGUUGGCUUUUGGCAACGAUUUAUAGCCCGGAUGCUCAUUAGUCUGGCGGAAAUGGACGUCCAGUUCUUUGAAAACAAGAAGAAUGCCAAGAGCAGGAACCGACGAGCCGUCAUCUACAGCUUCACGGGUACGCAGCGGAACCGAUGCAGCACGUUCCGGGUUAAAAGAAACCACACCGUUUAUUGGCAAGAAGGCUUGUUUGUCACCUUCGAUGGAGGCUACCUGAGCGUAGAGUCUUCCGACGUCAACUGGAAGAAGAAGAAAAGUGGUGGCAUUAAAAUUAUCUGCCAGUCGGACGUGAGGGAUUUUUCAGCGAUGGCAUUUAUCACCGACCACGUCAAUUCUCUGAUUGAUCAGUGGUUUCCUGCGCUCACAGCCACCGAGAGCGACGGUACUCUGUUGAUGGAGCAGUACGUCCCUUGCCCGGUCUGCUCAACCCCAAAAAUGCAGAAAGGGAAAGAUGGCCAGAAAACAGAAGACCUUCAGUACUUCAACCUGGAGGAUUGCGUCCUCACUGCUAUUGAGCUGGACAGUAUCACUUGUGCUCACCACCCUGACAUACCUGUGCCUUUACAGGAGCUGGUUCCUGAGCUAUUCAUGACCGAUUUUCCGGCCAGAUUAUUUUUGGAUAACAGCAAACUGGAAUACACUGAAAAUGAAAACAAUGUCCUCGGCCAAGGGGGCAGUGGAACGGUUAUAUAUCAGGCACAAUAUCAAGGAAAACUGGUGGCUGUGAAGCGAUUUCACAUAAAAAAAUGCAAGAGCUCGGCUUGUUCAGCGACGGACACGAUGCUGAGGCACCUGCGGGCCAUGGAUGCCAUGAAGAACUUCUCCGAGUUCCGGCAGGAGGCCAGCAUGCUCCACUCCCUGCAGCAUCCGUGCAUCGUCUCCUUGAUCGGGAUUAGCAUCCACCCGCUCUGCUUCGCCUUGGAGCUGGCUCCUUUGGGGAGCCUCACGACGGUGCUUUCGGAGAACUCCAAAGGGGCGUCUUUCGUUCCGCUAGGACCCAUGUUGACCCUGAAGAUGGCCUACCAGAUAGUAGCUGGGCUGGCUUACCUCCAUAAGAAGAGCAUCAUCUUCUGUGACCUCAAAUCAGACAAUAUCCUAGUGUGGUCCCUAGAUGUGAAGGAGAGCAUCAAUAUCAAGUUGUCGGACUACGGGAUUUCUCGGCAGUCCUUUCACGAAGGAGCGCUGGGAGUGGAAGGCACGCCUGGCUACCAAGCCCCAGAGAUUCGGCCUCGCAUCGUCUAUGAUGAAAAGGUUGACAUGUUUUCCUAUGGAAUGGUCCUCUAUGAGCUGAUGUCGGGUCAGCGCCCGGUGCUUGGACAACACCAACUUCAGAUCUCCAAGAAGCUUUCCAAAGGGAUCCGGCCUGUUCUGGGUCAGCCGGAAGAGGUGCAGUUCCAUCGAAUGCAGGACCUCAUGAGGGAAUGUUGGGACACAAAGCCGGAGAAGCGGCCUCUGGCUUCCUCCGUGGUACGGCGGAUGAAAGACCCAACUUUUGCUACCUUCAUGUACCUGCUACCGUGUGGGAAACAAUCAUCCUUCUUCGGGUCUCAAGGGCAGGAGUACACUGUGGUAUUCUGGGAUGGGAAGGAAGACACCAGAAAUUACACGGUCGUGAAUACCGAGAAAGGACUCGUCGAAGUUUCGAGGAUGAGCUGCCCCGGAAUGAAGCUGUGCUGCCAGAUGAAAGUCCAGAGCUCCCUAUGGACGGCCACGGAGGACCAGAAGAUUUAUGUUUACAGUUUACAAGGCAUGUGUCCUCUGAAGGUUCCUCAAAAAGGUGUAGACACACCAUCGGUGGUGACUUGUUUUCUUGCUGUACCUAUUGUGAAAAAGAACUCCUAUACGGUGUUAGCUGGUUUAUCCGAUGGGCUUAUUGCUGCGUUCAAAGAGUCACGGGGGGUCCCUGAGGACAGCUGUUCUUACCUCUGCUCCCACACCGCCAAUCGCACCAAGUUCCAGAUUGGUGAUGACGAUCCGCGCCAGAACCCUUACCCCGUGAGAGCAAUGGAGAUCGCCAACCACGGGGCCGAAGUCUGGUACAGCAAUGGCCCGGGUGUCCUCAUCAUUGACUGCGCGGCCAUGGACAUCACCAGGCGGUUGGAGCCCUAUAGUCCCCCUUCCACUGUGGUGUCGAUCGUGUGCAGCUCCGACUGCAACGGGGAGGAGGUGGCCUGGUGUUUAGACGAUACAAGCAACUUCCUGGUGAUGUAUUACACCUCCACCUACCAGCUCUGUGCACGCUACUUCUGUGGGGACCGCAGUCCCUUGAGGGACAUGUUCCCCAUUCAGCACGCCUCGCCCUUGAUCCCCACUGCCUUGGCUGCAGACGGGAGCCUGACUCCGGAAACCAGCUCCUCGUUGGAUGUCAGCAUCUUGAAAAGCCAAGAGCUGGGCAUUCAGAUAAUAAACCACCAGGACUCCGUGACCGACUACUGUUCCGUGUCUUCGUGCUCCUUAUCUGCCAACCAGAUGACGAGGUCCUCCUUGAGUCUGUCCAACUCCCCUACCAGUUUCUCCAGUGUGCCUUUCUCGACAGACUGUGAGGAGCUUGACAAACUUCAAGAGCUGAACCCUCUUUCCGAGAAACCGGAAAGUGGUGCCGUAUCAGCCGGCGAUGAUCUUGGGGGUCUCCAGGCUGUGAGAAUCCUCCCUGUGAAGGACCUCCUGUGGAUUCCCAGAGGUGGCGGAGAUAUUAUAGUCCUCGGCUUGGAGAAAGAAGCCAAUUCUCAGCGGGGAAGAGUCAUUGCUGUCUUGAAGGCUGCAGAACUGGCCUCCUACGGGUCACUGGUGGAUGCCGCCGUCCUGGCCAGGGGCACCGUGGCCUGUUGCUUUAAGACGGAGGCCGCAGAAUGCUGCCUGGCCGUCUGGCGGAGCUGGGGUGCCAAAGAUUUUGACCUUUUCUACCAAUCCUACGAAGAACUGGGGAGGCUGGAAGCCUGCAUGCGAAAAAGGAGGUAGUGUUGGCGAAACAGAGACAAAAAGCUGGAUGGGCCGUGGUGGAAAACUGACACUCUCUCGUGCUGCGCAAAAUGUCCAGGUUGGAAUCUUUGAAGAAGAGUCGGAUGGUUCUGCUCUUCCGUGUUGCUGCUAAAAAGACAUUCCGGGAUAGAAGCUGCCCCCUAUUGCAGUGGGUGUCCCUUCUCUAGCCAUGGGCUGGUCCAAGAGAAGGCAAUCUGCAUCAUGAGGCUAAAUGUUUGCAUGGGUCUUGCCUUCCUCUGGCCACUGACACCUCUGCAAAGUCCAUGUUAUGCUGUUUUGUUUUGCUAACGUGGUCUUCCAACACAGAUGAUCCAGAAAUCUCAUGUGCUGCAUCCCUGUAGUCCUGCAUCCCGUAGCAAUAAGCCCUUGCAUUGGGCGAACGUACGACAGGCCAGCUCUGAGUAAAACUAUCAAUAGGAACAAGGCGGUGGAAAGAUGCAUCUAUAGGGCUGUGUGGCUUGGAUGAACUGGGCUUUCAUGACAUCCAUUCUCAAUAAAAUUCUUUCAGGGAUAAUCUGUGCUUCUCACUGGUGUUCUUUUUGCUUCCUGCAUCUGCCAUUAGCAACACCAUGAUUUCGCAGAAUAUGAAGUUAUCUGCAGACGUACAGAUUGUCCCUGAAGGUCAUCUGUAAAUAAAUAAAUAAAUCCUCUUAGCUCA
Messenger RNA from Pogona vitticeps (central bearded dragon), 6941 nucleotides. The record is from RefSeq and is a predicted model, not a curated record. NCBI's taxonomy places the organism in Eukaryota, Metazoa, Chordata, Lepidosauria, Squamata, Agamidae.